UUAUUGCGUAUCUGCGAUGGUUGCCCCGGUCCAGGAUUGGGGAACGAUUGACGAAUCAAAUCUUACAAUGCUCAGAAACGACAUACCUUUGGUUCGUGGAAGCAGGGAGGCGUAUGAGUCUCUGAAUUCAGCUCUCGACAUCUUGCUGGAAGUCAAAGGAAUUGCGACAAAAGAUCAAAUAUAUCUUCCUGAAUUGCCCAGAUUGAUUCGAAUGUAUACUAAUGCCGUUACGCAAGGAAAACAUUUACGACGGCAAAAAUGGUGGAAGAGAAUUCGGAACAUGAGGGAUUGGGAGGGCAGUGAAGCUCAAUUCAAGACACAUUGCCAGAGAGUUUGGAAUCUCGCUAAUCAAACAUCUUGUACCGUCCAUGAACAUGCGGGCAAACCAAAAGAGACGGUUCCCAGAGGCGGAUCAGUAGACCAAGCUGAAGUCAACCUCGCCCAGCAACACAAUCAACAUGUCGCACAAAGCUCGAGUCAAAACAGUAUGAUUAUCAAUAGGCUCCCGAAGGAGACAAUACAACUUAUCGUUGAAUUGAGCACCACAAAGGUAGUUGAAUUGUUACUUUGUGGUAGACUGGGUGGGAUACCGCAAAAUGUCACCCAAUAUUAUGGAUGUAUCGUUGGAGCCGGCAGAAGGGCUGCACCCACGGUGAAUUUCGGAGGGAGAAAUAAUAGAGGAUCAGCCGUAAAUACAAGUCCAUCCUCCACAGAAGUCGAAGGGAAUGGUGCAGAUGAUAUCGACGACAUAAGCGACGAUGAAUCACAGUAUGACAGUGCUAUCGAUGCCAGUUCCGUGCGGCCUAGUAUUUCAACUAUAUCUUUGGAAGUGCAGGACAGUGAUUCAAUUACGACUAGUAUGCGGUCCCUUAGGGUGACAUAUCCAGGUCACCAUCGGUAAUAUGGUAGUUAUGUAGAAUGCAUUACCUCCCAUGGACCCACAUCCCCUUACGGGAUUCGCAUUAUUCGGCAUUUAUGUAGCACUUACAGUCAUCAUGACAAGGAUAUUGAUAUAUUGAUAUUUUAAUUUUAACUAUCGUUUUUAUUGUUUUGCA
Molecule: messenger RNA, 1055 nt
Organism: Suillus bovinus
Lineage: Eukaryota; Fungi; Basidiomycota; Agaricomycetes; Boletales; Suillaceae
Exons: 6
Coding region: 17-901 (294 amino acids)
Source: RefSeq, a predicted model, not a curated record